This is a messenger RNA of Haemonchus placei, 621 nucleotides long. NCBI's taxonomy places the organism in Eukaryota, Metazoa, Nematoda, Chromadorea, Rhabditida, Trichostrongylidae. The record is from the annotation of a GenBank genome assembly.
AUGAAUGUUACACACGUAAUUUUCGAUUUCGAUGGCUUACUCGUGGAUACGGAGGCAUGUUACACAAUUGCCAACCAGACCAUGCUCAGAAAAUUUGGCCGAGAAUAUACUCCAGAACUGAACGCCAAGAUGAUGGGAAGGAAAGAGGAAGAGGCGUUCCCUUGGCUUUUAAAAGAGGUUGGUAUCGAUGGUAAAAUUACGGUCAAGGAAUAUAUGGCUCAGUACGAUGCAAUGCUGGAAGGAAUGUUCCUCAAAUGCAAAGCUUUACCUGGUGCUGAACGAUUAGUACGGCACCUAUCCAAGAAAGGUAUCCCAAUGGCUAUUUGUUCGGGCUCUCGGAAGUCAACCUUUCGUACGAGACGUGAACCUCACAAGGAUUGGCUGGAUUUGAUUGGUUUAAUGGUGUUCUGUGGUGAUGAACCAGACAUAAAGAGAGGAAAGCCUCAUCCAGAUCCAUACUUGGCCACGAUGAAUAGGUUUCCAGUAAAACCUAAGGACCCUUCAAAUGUCCUUGUGUUUGAGGAUGCUCCGAAUGGUGGCAGAUCAGCCAAAGCGGCUGGUAUGAAAUGUGUUAUGGUGCCUAGUGCAGACCAUCGAGAAGAAGUGCUACAGAUCGGGUAA